Molecule: messenger RNA, 2837 nt
Organism: Chionomys nivalis (European snow vole)
Lineage: Eukaryota; Metazoa; Chordata; Mammalia; Rodentia; Cricetidae
Gene: Brms1l
Product: BRMS1 like transcriptional repressor
Exons: 10
Coding region: 147-1118 (323 amino acids)
Biological process (GO): negative regulation of transcription by RNA polymerase II
Cellular component (GO): Sin3-type complex
Molecular function (GO): histone deacetylase binding
Source: RefSeq, a predicted model, not a curated record
UGAGGCCUGGGCCGGGGGUGGGGAGGAGUCGAGGGUUUCGGAGCGAGCUCGGCGGCCGGUGAUUCGGGGCGUUCGGCGCGCCCUUCACCGAAGCGGCAGUGGCCGGGCUGGGAGCAGGGAGUGGGAAGCGACGGCGCGGUUGGAAAAUGCCGGUCCAUUCCCGAGGGGACAAGAAGGAGACGAAUCAUCACGAUGAGAUGGAGGUGGACUACGCGGAGAACGAGGGGAGCAGCUCCGAAGACGAGGACACCGAGAGCUCGUCGGUCUCCGAGGAUGGGGACAGCUCAGAGAUGGACGAUGAAGAUUGUGAAAGGAGAAGGAUGGAAUGUUUGGAUGAAAUGUCCAAUCUUGAGAAACAGUUUACAGAUCUCAAAGAUCAACUUUAUAAAGAGCGGUUGAGUCAGGUGGAUGCGAAACUCCAAGAAGUCAUAGCUGGAAAAGCCCCAGAGUAUUUGGAACCACUGGCUACUUUGCAAGAAAAUAUGCAGAUUCGCACAAAGGUGGCAGGCAUCUACAGAGAGCUCUGCCUAGAGUCUGUGAAGAACAAGUACGAAUGUGAAGUCCAGGCUUCACGCCAGCACUGCGAGAGUGAAAAGCUUUUGUUAUAUGACACAGUCCAGAGCGAGCUUGAGGAGAAGAUAAGGAGGCUUGAGGAGGACAGGCACAGCAUCGACAUUACCUCAGAGCUGUGGAAUGAUGAGCUUCAGUCACGGAAGAAGAGGAAGGACCCUUUCAGCCCCGACAAAAAGAAGCCUGUCGUUGUUUCCGGUCCAUAUAUAGUUUAUAUGCUUCAGGAUCUUGAUAUCCUUGAAGACUGGACAACAAUUAGAAAGGCAAUGGCUACAUUGGGUCCACAUCGAGUUAAAACAGAACCCCCCGUGAAACUGGAGAAACACCUGCACAGUGCUCGAUCUGAAGAGGGAAGACUGUAUUAUGAUGGCGAAUGGUAUAUACGUGGACAAACAAUAUGUAUUGAUAAGAAAGAUGAGUGUCCUACAAGUGCUGUAAUUACAACAAUUAACCAUGAUGAAGUUUGGUUUAAGAGGCCUGAUGGAAGCAAAUCUAAGCUUUACAUUUCACAGCUACAGAAAGGAAAAUACUCAAUUAAACAUUCGUAAUCACAAUUUAAGUGUAUCCAAAUCUACCUUAUUAGUGUUACCAAGUGUAAUGUGCCAUGGGAGCCAAGAAAAUGUAUUCAGCAGCUGAACUCUUCAUCGAGUCAUGAGAGAAUGUGUCUUUUAGGUAGAACUCUAAGUAGACCCAUAUUUGUAAGUCAUUAAGAAAAAUAGCGGAAAAAAUUAAUCAUGACCAUCACAUUUAUUUGCCUCUUAGGUCCAGUGGCCAGCAGGUAUAUUUGGUAUGUAUUUUUUCCCUCAGUUUUGUUUCAUUUUGUGUUUUAAUUAUGUGAGUGUUUCAUCUUUUAGUGCACUACAAACUACAGUUAAGCUGCAGUUUUAAAGUCUCCUGCCUUCAUCACUCAUUGUGUUUGUAAAUAAGACUGAGAAAAUAUUUCCUAUACAUGAUUUGUAUUAGCGCAUUAGUUUAAAUCAAUUGAAAUUUAUACAUAUGUCUGUGAGUAUGUAUAUAUGGCAUCAUCAGCUUACAUAGAACCGGCGGCCCAGCCGUCCAAUGUUGUUUUACUCCAAGUUGAACUGUUGGGUCUGAGAAGUAAAGGGAGCACUUUUACAGACUGGAUCUCCUUCUCUCUGCCUCAUGGUGGUGGCCUGUUUUCCAGAUAUUAGAGGUAUAUUGGUAGCAUUGUGUCACGUGUGACCACGCUGCUGCUGUGUUUAUUGUGAGCUUUUGGAGAGCAGGUGCCCCCUGUUGUUGGUAAUGCAGAGUCUGCGGGAGUAGCGGCUGGCAGUAUUGCGGUGCUUUCUGCACAUGUCUGACCUUCUGAAGAUUUUAGUAAGCAUUUUCCGGAGGCAAAGCUAGAUCCUUAUUCUAAUUUUAUUGCUAGGAUAGAUGUGAAUACUUCCUUUGAAUCUAGCCCUCCCCAUUAGCCUUUUUAAAAUCUUACAUGUUUUUACAUUUUAAGGCCAUUUGGUGCAAUUUAGAAAAUGUUGGCCUCCCUUCCCUUAGCCACAUUCAUAAUUAACUUCCAAAGCCUCUGGAACCAGGUAGAACACUGAAGCCCGCAACUUGGCAGCGCAGUUGGCUAUAGUAUGUGUUUAGGGUGCCACCAAACCAAGUGUUCUGGUGGUCUCAUGCACUUUAAUUUCUGUUACCGUGGUAUUUAGGAGGACGAGGAAGAUUCACUUGCUCACACUCAGCCAAGGAGUCUCUGCAUGAUUCCGUUAGUUCCUUAUGAGUUUACCUCUGCAGGUGUCCUGUGCAGGUACCACUUCACAGUUGCCAAAUGUAACCCGUUCGACUUUUGAAAUCAGUAUCAGCAGUGUUGUGCUGCUCUGUUCUGUUUCUCAUCAACCUUAGCAGCUGGACUUACUGUCGCAAUCCAGGAGCAUUCGACAGUACUUAUAUGUAUAUAUGAUGUUUGAUAACAUUUUUAAUGAGAUUUGUAUUUUUAAAUUUAGUAUGUAAUAAAAAGAAGUGUUUGAGUGUCAUUUCUGGUACUGUGUGUUAUUCGCUUAUGCUUAGUUGUUUCUACCCUGUCUACUUCUGGCAGAUUUGAGCCAGUUGUCAUCGGUAGAUCCACAGCGGUGUGGAGGGGCUUGCGCUCGGCUACCCACACUUGCACCUCUGCGGGACAUGCGUAGGUAUUGAGGGCCUAAGUUAUACGUAACUAAAAUAUGCACACAGGUGUGUUAUACCUUAGCAAGUAUACUCUGUAUUUUGAAAUUCUAACCAGAAAAAAAAAUAAAGACUUGUUUCUCAUG